AUGACUGUUUCGUGUGAACUAACCUCCUCAGACUUUUGGCAGAAAGCUGAUUCUACCCUAUUGAACUUUGGUGGAACAUUUGUUCGUGAGAUAAUUGUUGGCUCCAAAGGAUUAUACGUCUACACUAAUGAAGGUAAAAAGAUUCUUGACUUCACCUCGGGUCAGAUGUCCUGUCUGAUUGGACAUUGCAACGAGGAAAUUGGGGAAGUAAUUUCCAAUUAUGCUUACAAUCUGGAUCACAUCUUUUCUGGUAUGUUGUGUCCGCCAGUUGUUGAUCUUGCUUCCAAACUGUCUGCAUUGACACCUGAAGGGUUGGAUAGAUCUGUCUUUCUCAGCACGGGAGCGGAAUCUAACGAGUGUGCUAUUAAGCUUGCCAAGACCUACACCGGAAAGUUUGAGAUAGUUGGACUCUCCUUGUCCUGGCAUGGAAUGACAGGAAAUGCAAAUUCUUGUACCUACCAGUCUGGUAGAUCCGGUCACGGCCCAACUGUUCCAGGACAACUUGUUCUUCCGGCUCCUAACGAGUAUAGAUCAAUCUUCCGUCAUCCUGAUGGAUCGUAUGACUGGAAGACCGAGCUCCUUUACGGGUGGUCUUUGGUUGACGCUUCUUCUGUUGGCUCUCUAGCUGCCGUUAUCUUAGAGCCGGUCUUGUCGUCUGGUGGUAUGCUUGUCCUUCCAGAUGGAUAUCUGAAGGAAAUGAAGCACCAAUGUGAGCUUCGUGGAAUGCUCUUAAUUGUUGACGAGGCCCAGACCGGAAUUGGCCGUGCCGGUUCUAUGUUUGCUUCGAUUGCCUCGGGUGUGGUUCCGGACAUUCUGACUCUUAGUAAAACUCUUGGAAAUGGGCUGCCACUUUCUGCUGUCAUGACAUCAAACAAGAUUGCAGAGGUGACCCAAGAGAAGGGAUUCCUGUUUUACACGACCCACGUCAACGACCCAAUUCCUGCAGCAGUCGGAUCCAAGGUGCUGGACAUUGUGAUUAGGGAUAACUUGGUUGAAAACUCUAUCCAGAGAGGUGUUCAAUUUAGAGAAGGUCUUGAAGCACUGGCUGAGACUUAUCCGUGGAUUGGAAACGUUAGAGGAAAGGGUUUGAUGUGUGGUAUGGAACUAGUGAAGGAUAAAAAGACCAAGGAGCCAUAUCCAGAGCUUGCUUCCAAGCUCGCUGCUAAAAUGAUGAGUCUGGGUCUUUCCGCUAAUUUGAUUGCAGUGAAGUCUUUUGGAACCACUUUCAGAAUGGCUCCUCCAAUCUCCAUCACGCAAGAGGAGAUGAGUGAAGGCUUGAGACUAAUUGAAGAGGCAUUCAAGUCUGUGGUUGCUGAAGGUAUUUAG
Messenger RNA from Ogataea philodendri, 1326 nucleotides. RefSeq lists its product as uncharacterized. The transcript has a single exon. NCBI's taxonomy places the organism in Eukaryota, Fungi, Ascomycota, Pichiomycetes, Pichiales, Pichiaceae. Gene Ontology annotation, molecular function: transaminase activity; pyridoxal phosphate binding. Bases 1 to 1326 code for a protein of 441 amino acids. Gene Ontology annotation, cellular component: mitochondrion. The record is from RefSeq and is a predicted model, not a curated record.